GGAUGUGAUAGGUCUGGAUUUCGUUGCAUCCACUCCAGUCAGUCUCCUUCAGCUCGCCCUUCUACCGGUGACGCCUGCCUCGGCCGUACCUAGUGAGCAACAUCUACUAAAAAGUCACUUAAGUUUAACACUAGACCCAUCCUUACCUGAUACAAUGGCUGUGCCUCCUUGCUAUUGUGACCUGGGCAAGUCUGCCAAGGACAUCUUCAACAAAGGCUAUGGAUUUGGCUUGGUGAAGCUUGAUGUCAAGACAAAAUCUGCCAGUGGAGUGGAGUUCAAAACAGCCGGUAACUCCAACACUGAUACCAGCAAAGUUGCGGGCAGUCUGGAAACUAAAUACAAGAGGGCAGAAUAUGGCCUGACCUUCACCGAGAAGUGGAACACUGACAACACCUUGGGAACAGAAAUCACCGUUGAAGACCAGAUUGCCAAGGGACUGAAGUUGACUUUUGACACAACCUUCUCACCAAACACUGGCAAGAAGAGUGGCAAAGUUAAGACCGCCUACAAGCGUGAGUUCGUCAACAUGGGCUGCGAUGUUGACUUCGACUUCGCUGGCCCCACCAUCCACGGAGCUGCUGUCGUCGGCUACGAGGGGUGGCUCGCUGGUUACCAGAUGAGCUUUGACACCGCCAAAUCCAAGAUGACCCGGAACAACUUCGCCAUUGGCUACAAGACCGGUGACUUCCAGCUGCACACCAAUGUUAACGAUGGUGCUGAGUUUGGAGGCUCCAUCUACCAGAAGGUGAGCGACAAGCUGGAGACGGGGGUCAACCUGGCCUGGACCGCCGGCAGCAACAGCACACGCUUCGGUAUCGCUGCCAAAUACCAGCUGGAUAAGGAUGCAUCCAUCAGCGCUAAAGUGAACAACAAUAGCCUUGUUGGUGUUGGGUACACCCAGACUCUUAGACCAGGUGUGAAACUCACCCUGUCUGGUCUGGUCGAUGGCAAGAACAUCAACGCAGGAGGCCACAAGGUGGGUCUGGGCCUGGAACUGGAAGCCUAAGCUUUCAACAUACUGCAAGGGACUAGGGAAUAUCAGAAGAAUCUGGCCUUACAGUGUAUGUCCAACUCAAACCAGCAGGGGAUCACUUGGAGAGAUUGGUUCAAAGGCUACAACAACAAACUCUAACUUGUUGUGUAUCACCUCAAGUUGGUGCUUCUGUCAUUGGUAUAUUUGACCUUUGUUGCUUUUUACUUUGUAGUUGCAUCUAUUCAGGAGACAGUGGGUGGCAUAUUAUUUAUAAAUCAUGUCAUUGUUUGUCAAGCACUGCCAUAAUAAUGAAAUACAAUCCUUUCGCCCGUCACCAACUCUGUGUGGCUUUAUUGUGGUAAUCCCCAGAUGGUCAACAUCAGUUGAUGGUUUUAUGUGGUGAGCGUUGUCAUACCUUCUCUCUGAUUUUAUAAUCGUGACCAUCUGAUAUUCCUUUGUCAUCCCAACAGUUUUAAUUGACAAACCUUGUUAAAUACACUAGUCUUUUUUUCUGAUAUUAUUUAAAAUACUGCUGCACCCAUCCUGUUCAUGCACACAAGGACAAACUAAAGCUCUGUAAUGAAUUGUUUUGUGUUGGCCAUAAUGGUUGUGAUGUUCUGUUAGACCUUCCCUUAAACUGAGCAGUUUUUGGGUUGCUUAAAGUUGGGUCUGUAAUUUUGAGAGAAACAUGUACAUGUGGCCGACAUGGCAGAAUUAGUUUAUGUUCAUUCUGUACCAACAGACAACUGGGGGGGGGCUGCAUAAUUCAUGUUCACAGUAAUGCCAAACUAUCAUUGUCCUCGAGAUGUAACUCCAAGUUGCUCUCUUGGAAAGUGCUUCCCUGUGCUGGGCAGUGACAAAGCCCGCAGGAAGUCUUGGAGGUCCUUCUGUGUGUAUGUAAACAUUUUCAAUAAAGUCUUUGAACUCUACAAAUG
Molecule: messenger RNA, 1908 nt
Organism: Trematomus bernacchii (emerald rockcod)
Lineage: Eukaryota; Metazoa; Chordata; Actinopteri; Perciformes; Nototheniidae
Gene: vdac2
Product: voltage-dependent anion channel 2
Exons: 9
Coding region: 155-1006 (283 amino acids)
Biological process (GO): monoatomic anion transmembrane transport
Cellular component (GO): mitochondrial outer membrane
Molecular function (GO): voltage-gated monoatomic anion channel activity
Source: RefSeq, a predicted model, not a curated record